Diplodia corticola is the source of this 1800-nucleotide messenger RNA. RefSeq names its product gtp binding protein. The transcript has 3 exons. The coding region runs from base 1 to 1800 and encodes 599 amino acids. Gene Ontology annotation, cellular component: cytosol. Gene Ontology annotation, molecular function: guanyl-nucleotide exchange factor activity. NCBI's taxonomy places the organism in Eukaryota, Fungi, Ascomycota, Dothideomycetes, Botryosphaeriales, Botryosphaeriaceae. The record is from RefSeq and is a predicted model, not a curated record. Gene Ontology annotation, biological process: positive regulation of GTPase activity.
AUGGAGUGGCCCGCCGCAGACAAUGCGCCUGCUCUCGCGAAAGCGGUCAAGGCAUUCUUUGAUUCGCCCGGCCAGGAGCCAAGCGCGCAGUCGCUCGAGCGCCUGCUUCCUCGGCUCCAAGCCGUCCGGAGAGGCGAUCAGCCCGAACUGUGGGACAAGCUAAUCGAGUCGUUGGCCGACGCCUGCCGCGACCCAACAUGGCGCGAGCCCAUCGAGCGCGCCGGCCUUCUGAAGUACUGUCUGGAAAGCCUCGACGCCGCCGAGCUCCCGGUCGAUUCGUCCAAGCAGCUGCUGCGCGCAAUCGGCAACGGCGUUGCGGACCGCGAUGAGUCGAGGGCGGUCGUGCUUCCCUUUCUGGACAAGAUCAUGAGCUGCCUGCAGAACCCAGCCCUUCUGCCCGUUGCUAUCAGCGUCCUCUACAACACAUGCCUCGGAUACGACCCUGCUCAAAAGGAGGCGGCAGGCCUGCGGCUCGACCGCCAGCUGUGCCGUCACCUGUCCGACGACCCGCCAAACGUUUCCCAGCUCAUAGAGCUUCUCGCCUGGGUCUCCGACAAGCUCUCAGACGACGUCCUUGGCGAGUCUGAAGACUGCCUGAACGCCACCAUCCAGUAUCUCUCCUCCUGCGAGGAAUGGGAAGACUUCAAGCACCUCAUCGCCGCAGCCUCCGUCUACCUGCAAGACAGCAGCGUCCAAGCCAAGGUCCUGCACUCCGACGGCAUGUCCCAAAUCACCACGCUCCUCAAGCAAAAGACCGACCAGCUCGACCAGCUGCAGGCAUCCAUGCGCGACGACGAGAAGAAAGGCUUCCUCGAAGACCUGCGCAUCGCCACCGGCCUCGUCAUGAACGCCAUUGCCGCCAUCACCGCCUCGGACGACUUCACCCGCCUCUACACCCUCUCCUCGCCGCUGAUCCGCGAGCAAGGCGCCUGGCUCUCCUCGCCCAGCCCCAUCCUGCGCACCUGCGCCUGCAUCACGCUCGGCAACAUCGCCGUCUCGGACGCCGUCAACAUCGACAUGGUCCACGAGCACUCGCACCACCUGCCCACGCUGCGCAUCCUCGCCACCUCCACUGACCGCACCGAGCUCUACCUCGCCGCCGGCUUCCUGCGCCACCUCGCCCAGCCCGCCGCCAACGUCGAGCCCGUCACGGCGGCCCAACCGCUGCCGACGCUCGCCGCGCUGCUCGACCGCAAGGAACCCGAGCUGGACUUCGAGGCGGCCGCCGUGCUGCGGCGCCUCGUCAACAACUCGCGCGCCACCGCCGUCGCCCUCGCCCAGGACACCCCCACCCUCGACAAGCUGCUGACCGCCGCCAAGCAGACCAAGACGGGCUUCGAGGUCGGCCGCCUGCUCAUCGCCAUCUGCCGCAGGCUGAGCGAGCGCCAGUCAGACGAGCAAGCGGCGGCGGCGGCGGCGGCGGCGGCAGACUCGACGGACCGGUGCUGGACGAGCCUCCUGGCCCACGACGAGCUGCUGCGCCCGCUCGUGCUGAUGGUCCGCCAGGAACAGGUCCCCGCGCUCGCCUCGGAGGCGUGGUUCGGGCUCGGACUCGUCGUCGCGUCGUCGCCGGCGGGCGCGCGCAAGGUGGUGGACGCGUUCGAGGACGAGGACAACUGGAAUGCCCUCAGGGCCGCGGUGACGACGGGGGACGCGGGGGGCGCCGACCGCAAGAACGUCGUGACGACGGUGAACGUGGUGGCGCAGUCGUUGGAGGAGGGCGCGGAGAAGCAGCGGUGGGUGGAAUUGGCCAAGGAGUGUUGGCAGGACGCGUCGUCGGCGCCGGCUAUCACGCAGUGA